AUGUCUCAAUCCAACGGUAUUGCUACGCUAUUAAAGGCUGAGAAAGAAGCUCAUGAAAUUGUUUCUCAAGCUAGAAAAUACAGACAAGACAAGCUCAAACAGGCCAAGAAUGAUGCAGCUUCAGAAAUAGAAGCUUACAAGAAGCAAAAGGAUCAAGAACUACAGGAAUUCGAAAGUAAAAAUGCAGGUGGUGUCGGUGAAUUGGAAAAGGAGGCAGAAUCUCAAGUUCAAGGUGAAUUGACAGAGAUCAAAGAAACAGGUUCUAAGAAACAAAAUGAAGUGGCAAAGUUGUUGGUGGAUGCUGUGAUUAACCCAUCGUUUGAGAAGCACAUCAAUGCCUAG
This is a messenger RNA of Zygosaccharomyces rouxii, 342 nucleotides long. RefSeq names its product H(+)-transporting V1 sector ATPase subunit G (gene VMA10). Bases 1 to 342 code for a protein of 113 amino acids. Gene Ontology annotation, molecular function: proton-transporting ATPase activity, rotational mechanism. Gene Ontology annotation, biological process: proton transmembrane transport. Gene Ontology annotation, cellular component: vacuolar proton-transporting V-type ATPase complex. NCBI's taxonomy places the organism in Eukaryota, Fungi, Ascomycota, Saccharomycetes, Saccharomycetales, Saccharomycetaceae. The transcript has 2 exons. The record is from RefSeq and is a predicted model, not a curated record.